This is a messenger RNA of Tyto alba (common barn owl), 2573 nucleotides long. RefSeq names its product unc-51 like kinase 3 (gene ULK3). Gene Ontology annotation, biological process: peptidyl-serine phosphorylation; autophagosome organization; autophagy. Gene Ontology annotation, cellular component: autophagosome; cytoplasm. NCBI's taxonomy places the organism in Eukaryota, Metazoa, Chordata, Aves, Strigiformes, Tytonidae. The transcript is spliced from 16 exons. Bases 50 to 1456 code for a protein of 468 amino acids. Gene Ontology annotation, molecular function: protein serine/threonine kinase activity; ATP binding. The record is from RefSeq and is a predicted model, not a curated record.
AGGGCCGUGGCGCGCCGGGAAGGCGGAAGCGGGGCGGGGCGGGGCGGCCAUGGCCGGUAGCGGCUGGGCCCCGCCGCGCCUCGAUGAAUUCAUCCUCACCGAGCGGCUGGGCGCCGGCACCUACGCCACCGUUUACAAGGCCUACAGGAAGGGGGACACGCGUGAGGUGGUGGCCAUCAAGUGCGUGAACAAGAGGAGCCUCAACCGCGCGUCGGUGGAGAACCUGCUGACGGAGAUCGAGAUCCUGAAAACCAUCCGCCACCCCCACAUCGUGGAGCUCAAGGACUUCCAGUGGGACAGCGACCACAUCUACCUGAUCAUGGAGUUCUGCGCCGGGGGGGACCUUUCCCGCUUCAUCCGGAUGCGCAGGAUCCUCCCCGAGAAGGUGGCCCGCAUCUUCCUGCAGCAGCUCGCCUGCGCUCUGAAGUUCCUCCACGACCGCAACAUCUCCCACCUGGACCUCAAGCCGCAGAACAUCCUCCUGAGCGCCCCGGAGAACCCCCAGCUGAAGCUGGCAGAUUUCGGGUUUGCGCAGUACAUGUCGCCGUGGGACGAGAAGCACGUCCUGCGGGGCUCCCCGCUCUACAUGGCCCCCGAGAUGGUGUGCCGCCAGCAGUACGACGCCCGGGUGGACCUGUGGUCGGUGGGCGUCAUCCUUUACGAAGCACUUUUCGGGAGGCCGCCCUUUGCCUCCCGCUCCUUCGCCGAGCUGGAGGAGAAGAUCCGCAGCGACCGGGCUGUCGAGCUGCCCAGCCGGCCCCUGCUCUCCCCGGAGUGCCGGGAUCUCUUAGGACAGCUCCUGGAGAGGGACCCUGUGAAACGCAUCUCCUUCGAGCGCUUCUUUGCCCACCGCUUCGUGGAUAUGGAGCACGUCCCCGGCCCCGAGAGCCUCUGCAAGGCGACCGACUUGGUGGUGGAGGCGGUGAAGAAGGAUCAGGAGGGGGAUGCCUCCGCUGCCCUCUCCCUCUACUGCAAAGCCCUGGAGUAUUUUGUGCCAGCUCUACACUAUGAAAGCGAUGCUCGCCGGAAAGAAGCCAUCCGGGCCAAGGUGGGGCAGUACAUCUCCCGAGCAGAGGAGCUGAAGGCAUUGGUCACCUCCAGCAGCAAGAACCUCCUGCAGCAAGGGAACCCGGCCAGAGAGCUCCUUAAAGAGAUGGCCAAGGACAAGCCUCGCCUCUGCGCUGCGCUGGAAGUGGCUUCUGCUGCCAUCGCUAAGGAGGAGGAGGGCAAAGAUGACGGUGACACCCUGGAGCUCUACCAGCAGAGCCUGGGCGAGCUGCUGCUCCUCCUGGCCGCGGAGCCCGCGGGGAGGCGACGGGAGCUGCUCCACGCCGAGAUCCAGACUCUGAUGGCCCGUGCUGAGUACCUGAAAGAUCAGAUGAAGAUGCGGGAGGCGCAGUCCAUGGGCAAGGAGGCGCUGGCAGAGCCCGUCCGGAGCACCUGUACCUUGCAGUGACGCCCAGGAGCCGGCCGGCGGGAUGCUGCCCACCGCCCCGUGCACAGCGAUGCCGUUGGCGGGGCGGAGGAAAGACGACGAGGCUUUCGUCCCGACCACCUCGGGGUGGGGGGGGGCUCCCACCCCCGGAGGUGGAGGGUGGGGGGGUCCACAGGACCAUCUGCCCCUCUCCCCAGGCGCUGGCGUCGACUCAUUUCCCGGCAGGCAGAGCCCCCUCCCAGCCCUGCCUCGACCGUCUGCUGCCGCAGCAUUCCCUGACGGCGGUGGGCAGGUUAUUCCACUCUAAUUCCCUCCGCUGGCUGUGACGGGCUGGGUAUUUUUAUCCCAGCACUGGGCUCCAGCAGAAUAACACACACACACACCCCCCGCUGCCAGUCACAUACGUCUCUUCCCUUUUCGGCUGGAUGUUUCUUCCACUUCCCGAAUUUUUCUAGGGGAGCCCUGACCAUAUGCACAGCCCAGACCCACAGACCCCCCCCAGCCCCGGUAGCUCCAGGCUGUUGGUGACGGCAGCAGGCAGGAGGGGGUCGGGGACGCUGCCGGCGCCUGCCCUCCGCUGUGCCUUUCUCACCCAGCAACUACCUCUCUGCGCCCACUGCUGCUCGUCCGGCCUCGAGCACCCGAUUGCACUCUCCCAGCCCGGCCGUACCUCCCUCUCGCUGCUGGAGCGUCGGGGUCGAGGCUUUUGCUUCCUAAAAACUGCCUGCACUGGAGCCUGGCAGGUACUGGCUGCGUUCGUCAUCUGUGUCAUGAGGUGUUCCCAGUGCUCAGCGGGGGGCUAAGGGACUGGGCAUGCUCCUCCGCGCGGAGAGUCCUCGCGUAAAACAGAUGAGCUGAAACCAGCCGCCUGCAGGGACAGAGUCACGCAGCUGCAAACGGCGAUACCUCCCCGAAGGCAGAGCCUCGACCUCCUGCCUGCUCUGUUUCUCAGGGCUCUGACAACCUGAAUAUCCAAAUUAUAUUCCCGGGAGCCCCCUGCCCCAGCCCUGCAGAAGUCACAUAUCCAGGGUGGUGAGGUCCGUCUGUCCUGCAAAGCAAGGGAUUUUCUCAAUAUCUACUGUAUUUCAAGGGAAUGUAAUUUGUUCUCUUUAGUAAACACUUAUUUUGGUUUCUUCAA